Nestor notabilis (Kea) is the source of this 2733-nucleotide messenger RNA. It is a transcript of the gene MTTP, whose product is annotated as microsomal triglyceride transfer protein. Bases 55 to 2733 code for a protein of 892 amino acids. Gene Ontology annotation, molecular function: lipid binding. NCBI's taxonomy places the organism in Eukaryota, Metazoa, Chordata, Aves, Psittaciformes, Psittacidae. Gene Ontology annotation, cellular component: endoplasmic reticulum; Golgi apparatus; basolateral plasma membrane. The transcript is spliced from 18 exons. Gene Ontology annotation, biological process: lipid transport; cholesterol homeostasis; lipoprotein metabolic process. The record is from RefSeq and is a predicted model, not a curated record.
UUCUUGGAGGCUCUCACACUUCAUGCUGCAGUCAGGAGCUCAGGGAAGUCCAGCAUGAUUCUUCUUACCGUGCUGUUCCUUUGCAUCAUUUCCACCUAUUCAGCCUCUGUUAAAGGGCACACUACUGGACCAAGCUUAAAUAAUGACAAGCUAUAUAAAUUUGCUUACUCUACUGAAGUGUAUGUUGAUCAGGUGAAAGCAUCACUGCAGAAGAGUGCAGGAUACCGGCUUUCUUCUGGUGUGGAUGUCAAUCUCUUAUGGAGAAAUCCUGAGAAUGAUGAUGACCAGUUGGUCAAAGUUACGAUAAGAGAUGUUCAAGUUGAAAAUGUGAAUGAACGUCCAGCUGAGAAAAACAUCUUCAAAGGAAAAAACACAGAGAAGAUCAUCGGGAAAGAAUAUCUGCAAGCUUUACAGAGGCCUAUAGUUCUUGAGCUAGUCCGUGGGAAAGUCAAAAACUUCUACUCAUAUGAAAAUGAACCUGCUUUUACUCAAAAUAUUAAAAGAGGUCUGGCAAGCCUUUUCCAGCUACAGCUGCACUCUGGUCCUGCCCAUGAGGUGGACAUAUCUGGGAAGUGCAACACUACUUACCAUGUGCGGCAAGAUCAAGUGACUAAAAUAAAAGACCUGGACUCCUGUGAAAUAGAAAAACAAGGAUUUACCAGCCACAACAGGAUCUUAGAUGUCAGUACAAAAGCCACAUCUGCCACAAUUUAUGUGCUGGAAGACAGUUUCUUUAAAUCCAUUAAAGCAGAAGAAAAUUAUGCUUUGGUUCUGAAUUCUCAACGAAAAACAGGUGCCAAAAUAGUGUCAAAGCAGAGACUGGAACUGAAGUCAGUAGAAGCUGGGCCUGGACUGAUUGCUGGGAAGCAAGUGGCGGGUGUUAUCAAGACCUUGGACUCUAGUUACGUUGCUGUGUCACUAGUAGCAGAGCCAGUCAAAUCCGAAUGCAGAAAGUGUCCUUCACUUUCUGAACACUGGAAGAGUAUCAGAGAGCAAAUGUAUCCUGAAAAACUCUCCAAAGCUGAAGCAGCAAAAAGCUUUUUGUCCUUCAUUCAGAACAUCAGAAAAGCUACGAAAGAGGAGAUACUGCAGGUUAUUAGAAGUGAAAAGAAAGAACUUCUCCCGCAGGUAGUGGAUGCCAUAACCUCUGCUCAGACCGCAGCAUCGCUGGAGGCCAUACUGGAGUUUCUUGACUUUAAGGAUGAAAGCACUUCUCUCCUGCAGGAGCGAUUCCUGUAUGCCUGUGGAUUUGCUUCUCACCCCAGUGAAACGCUCCUGAAAUCUUUAACUGCAAAGUUCAAGGAGGAUAUCGCAAAUGAAGAAAUCAGAGAAACUCUUGUCAUUGUCAUGGGAGCGCUCAUCAGAAAGCUGUGUGACAGAGAAGGCUGCAAGCUGCCAGCUGUUGUAGAGGCCAAAAGGCUGAUUCUCAGUAGACUGGAGAAGGCUAAGAAAGAUGACAAUGUGAGGAUGUACCUGCUGGCACUGAAGAAUGCACUCCUUCCCGAAGCAAUUCCACUGCUUCUGAAGUAUACUGAGUCAGAAGGGCCUAUCGGCAAUCUUGCUGCCACUGCCUUGCAGAGAUAUGAUCCUUCCUUUCUCACCAAAGAGGUGAAAGAAACAAUGAACAGGAUAUACCACCAGAAUCGCAGAGUCCAUGAAAAGACAGUGCGAACCACUGCAGCUGCUAUCAUCUUAAACAGUAACCCAUCCUACAUGGAAGUGAAAAACAUCCUGCUCUCUAUUGGUGAACUGCCUCCAGAAAUGAACAAGUACAUGCUCUCCAUGAUCCAAGAUAUACUUCACUUUGAAAUGCCUUCAAGCAAAACAGUUCGGCAAGUUCUGAAGGACAUGCGUGCUCAUAACUAUGAUCGCUUCUCCAAGACGGGCUCUUCCUCUGCCUACUCUGGCUAUAUUAUACGUGGUCCAGAUGUAUCAUCUACAUACAGCCUUGACAUCCUUUAUUCAGGCUCUGGCAUUUUAAGGAGAAGUAACAUGAACAUCCGAAUUUUUGAUAGAAAUGCUGAACUUCAUGCCAUCCAGGUGGUGAUUGAAGCUCAAGGUCUGGAGUCCAUAAUAGCUGCAACUCCUGAUGAAGGCGAGGAAAACCUGGACUCCUAUGCUGGCAUGUCAGCCAUUCUGUUUGAUGUCCAACUCAGGCCAGUUACAUUUUUCCAAGGGUAUGGUGAUUUAAUGUCUAAAAUGUUCUCAGCAACUGGAGAUCUCAUUAACGUGGUGAAAGGACUUAUCCUCCUGACAGACUACUCACAGGAGAUCCAGCUGCAGUCUGGGCCAAGGGCCAGCGCAGAGUUCCUGGGUGGCCUGGCCAUCGACAUCUCAGGAGGGAUGGAGUUCAGCCUGUGGUACAGGGAAUCCAAAACCAACAUCAAGAACCGGGUAGCCAUGUUUAUAGCUGGUAACACCGAGGUGGACUCCUUCUUUGUAAAAACUGGCAUGGAAACCACGUUCGAAGUAGAAACGACAUUAGACUUCAUCUCUACGGUGCAGUUUUCGCAGUACCCAUUUUUAGUCUGUAUGCAGAUGGACAGAGUCGAUUCUCCAUGCAGGAGUUACGUGACUAAGUAUGAAAGUCUACCAUCGGGCAGGCGGUACACUGCAAGGAGAGGGAAGGCAGAACCAUUGGCAGGUAAUGAGUACCCUCUCCAUCAGGAGAACUCCAACAUGUGCAGGAAGGUCAUUGGCGCCAAGUCUGAUUCCUCCAGCAACUGGUUUUGA